This is a messenger RNA of Tachyglossus aculeatus (Australian echidna), 3579 nucleotides long. RefSeq names its product SKI family transcriptional corepressor 1 (gene SKOR1). Gene Ontology annotation, molecular function: SMAD binding; DNA-binding transcription factor activity, RNA polymerase II-specific; RNA polymerase II cis-regulatory region sequence-specific DNA binding. The transcript is spliced from 9 exons. Gene Ontology annotation, biological process: negative regulation of BMP signaling pathway; negative regulation of transcription by RNA polymerase II. Gene Ontology annotation, cellular component: transcription regulator complex; nucleus. Bases 7 to 2979 code for a protein of 990 amino acids. Lineage: Eukaryota; Metazoa; Chordata; Mammalia; Monotremata; Tachyglossidae. The record is from RefSeq and is a predicted model, not a curated record.
GGUGGCAUGGAGGCUCUCGCCAGUCAGAUGGGGAAUGGUCGCGAUGGAAGCUCCUCCCCAAACUCCAAGCAGGAGCUGCAGCCCUACUCGGGCUCCAAUCCCCUCAAGCCCAACCAGGUCGGCGAGACGUCCCUGUACGGGGUGCCCAUCGUCUCCCUGGUCAUCGACGGCCAGGAGCGGCUGUGCCUGGCGCAGAUCUCCAACACGCUGCUCAAGAACUACAGCUACAAUGAGAUCCACAACCGGCGGGUGGCCCUGGGCAUCACGUGCGUGCAGUGCACCCCGGUGCAGCUGGAGAUCCUGCGGCGGGCCGGGGCCAUGCCCAUCUCGUCUCGCCGCUGCGGCAUGAUCACCAAGCGGGAGGCGGAGCGGCUGUGCAAGUCCUUCCUGGGCGAGCACAAGCCGCCCAAGCUGCCCGAGAACUUCGCCUUCGACGUGGUGCACGAGUGCGCCUGGGGCUCGCGGGGCAGCUUCAUCCCGGCCCGCUACAACAGCUCCCGCGCCAAGUGCAUCAAGUGCGGCUACUGCAGCAUGUACUUCUCGCCCAACAAGUUCAUCUUCCACUCGCACCGCACGCCCGAGGCCAAGUACACGCAGCCCGACGCCGCCAACUUCAACUCGUGGCGCCGACACCUCAAGCUCAGCGACAAGACGGCCACGGACGAGCUGAGCCACGCGUGGGAGGACGUCAAGGCCAUGUUCAACGGCGGGACCCGAAAGCGGACCUUCUCCCUGCACGGGGCCGGUGGCGGAGGAGGAGGAGGAGGGGGAGGAGGAGGCGGCAAGGCCGGGGGUCCCGGGGCCGUCUCCGGCUGCGGGGCGGAGCUGGCCCCGCCGCCCCCGCACAAGAGCCUCCGCUGCGCGGCCGACGACGACGCGCCCGUCCCCCCGGGCCCGCCCGUCCCCCCGCCCGGGCCCCCGCACCCUCCGCACCCUCCGCCGCCCCCGCUGCCCCCGCACCCGCCGCGGGGGUUGGGCCUGGCCGGGGCGGGCGGGGGCGGCGGGGGUCCCGGGGCCGGCGGCGGGGGCCCGGCCGGGCCCGGCGUGCGCAGCUACCCCGUCAUCCCGGUGCCCAGCAAGGGGUUCGGCCUGCUGCAGAAGCUGCCGCCGCCGCUCUUCCCGCACCCCUACGGUUUCCCCACCGCCUUCGGCCUGUGCCCCAAGAAGGACGACCCGGUGCUGGGCGGCGGUGGCGGGGAGCCCAAGGGCGGCGGGGGCGCGGGAGGCGGGGGACACCUGCCGCCGGGGGCCGGGGCCGGCGGCGGUGGGGUCGUCGUCGGCGGCGGCGGGGGCGGCGGCGGCGGCGGCGGGGCCAUGUUCUGGGGUCACCCCCCGGCCGGGGCCGCCAAGGACGCGGCCUCCGUGGCCGCCGCCGCCGCCGCCGCCGCCGUCUACCCGACCUUCCCCAUGUUCUGGCCGGCGGCGGCGGCGGCGGCGGCGGGCAGCCUCCCGGUGCCGCCCUACCCGGGCCAGAGCCAGGCCAAGGCGGUGGCGGCCGCGGUGGCGGCGGCGGCGGCGGCGGCGGCGGCGGCGGCGGCCGGAGGCGGGUCCGAGCCGCUGGAGGUCGGGGUGGAGGCGGCCAAGGAGGGCGGCGAGGAGCGGUGCGCGAGCGCCCCCUCGCGCGGGGGCGGCGGCGGCGGGGACGAAGAGGGCGCGGACGAGGGCGGACCGCCUCCGCCGCCGCCGCCGCUGGGCCCCCUGCCGCCCCCGCCGCCUCCCCCGCCGCCGCCGGGGCCCGCGGCGCGCAAGGCCCCCUACGUGUCCGCCUUCCGACCCGUGGUCAAGGACAGCGACAGCAUCGCCAAGCUGUACGGCACCACCCGCGAGGCCUACGGGGCCGGGGUCCGCGGCGGCGGCGGCGGCGGCGGCGGCGGCGGCGGCGGCGGCGGCGGGGCCGGGGCCGGCGGGUACCUCAGCCCGGACUUCCUCAGCGAGGGCAGCUCCAGCUACCGGUCCGCCUCGCCCGACGCCGACACGGGCGACGAGCCCGAGGUGGACGUCGAGUCCAACCGCUUCCCCGACGACGACGAGCCCGAGCCCGACGACGGGCCCGACCCCGCGGCCCUGCCCGCGCUGCCCGGGGACCGGGACGGGGACGGCGACCCCGUCGCCAUCAUCUCCGCCGCCGCCGCCGCCCCUUCCUCCUCCUCUUCCUCCUCCUCCUCCUCCUCCUCUUCGUCCUCGGCCUCCUCGUCCUCCUCGGGCGAGGGCCCGGCCGACUCCUCCGACGGCGGCAGCCCCCGCCGUCUCCGACACCGCUUCGGCGAGGUCCUGCAGCCGCCGCCGCCGCCGCCGCCGCCGCCCCCGGCGGGCGAAGACAACUCGCGGCGGCCCGAGAGGAGCCCCGACUAUGAGCUGCGGGAGCCGGGCGGGACGCUGGCGGGCCCCAAGGUGUACACACAGGCAAGGGACGAGCAUUUGCAGACGCUGAAGAGCUCCUCCACGUUGGGGCCCGCAGCCACUUACCACUGCAACCCUGAGGCAAAUGAGCAAGAUAAAGAAGACAAUCACUCAACAGCCGAGGAUUUACAGACGAGGAAAUCCUAUCAAGACCAAAGGAAUGUCUCGCAGCUUAGCCCUGUAAAUACUGACCGAGGGGACGAAGGACUAACUCUGGAUGUAACUGGAACUCCGCUAGGUGAGAAAGACAUCGAGAACCUGGCAAAAGACGAAUUGCAAAAAUUGCUUCUGGAGCAAAUGGAACUGAGAAAGAAACUAGAACGGGAGUUUCAGAGUCUCAAAGAUAAUUUUCAGGAUCAGAUGAAGAGGGAAUUGGCUUAUAGAGAAGAAAUGGUGCAACAGCUGCAAAUUGUCAGAGACACCUUGUGUAAUGAACUAGAUCAGGAACGGAAGGCACGUUAUGCCAUUCAACAGAAAUUAAAAGAAGCCCACGACGCCCUCCACCACUUCUCCUGUAAGAUGCUCACCCCCCGCCACUGCACAGGCAACUGUUCCUUCAAACCUCCCCUCCUGCCCUAGCCGCGGCGUGGCGAGCCCGCCGUGGGGGCCCCUACAAGCCAUCCUCCUCCUCUGUAAAUACCGGGCAGCGACGGAAAACGACAAACAAGCCAUUUAUAUCAGCCCCGUGUAAAUACCGAACUCUGAAGACCCAGACCCCGGCCCCGCCCCCACCCUUUCCCCUGCCCCCACCCUGGGAGCCAGGGGCAACCUUUCCAAGAGUGUAAAUAUCGCCUAAAACCAAGUUGAAAUUCAGGACAUCGGAACACAAACGGUUAAAUGGACCAAAAAUAAAUAAAUAAAUUUCCCCACUAAAAAAAAAAAAAAACCGCCUGGAGGAGACUGUCCGUGGUGAUUGCGCUCUGACCGCCCCUGCAAACGAUCCUGGCCGUGUUCAUUGUUCAUCUCUACCUAUAUGUCCACUUCUUAAACUCUUGUUCCUAAUGAAAAAGUGGCUAUGUGCAAUGGAUAUAAAUGUACUGUGAUUCUCUUGGUACAGUAUUGGUUUAAUUUAAUUUAUUUAUGAUGUAAUUUAUUUGGCUUUUCCCAUUCUCUCCCCCCCCCCCCUUUUUUUUUGUAAAUUAUUGAUGUAACAGCACUUUAAAGGGCGCCUACCGAUUC